Molecule: messenger RNA, 558 nt
Organism: Talaromyces amestolkiae
Lineage: Eukaryota; Fungi; Ascomycota; Eurotiomycetes; Eurotiales; Trichocomaceae
Exons: 2
Coding region: 1-558 (185 amino acids)
Source: RefSeq, a predicted model, not a curated record
AUGCUAUUCAACAACAUGGCCAGUCUUCAGAUACCGAGUGUCACAUUGGAAGACCUCCAAAAAUUCCAAGCCAACCACUUCUUCGGCGCAACCACAUCUCCAGCCGGCGCCGCGCAAUCAGACCUGGUCGUAGAAGAGGAAGACAUGUACUAUGAAGGAGAAGAAGAUCUGGGAUACUACAAGGACGGUGCAAAACGGACGUUGACAGACGAACAAAUCGAGAUAUUUCGGCACAGUGAAAUCCACGCGCUGUUAAGGGAAAGGGAACGUUUGAGAGAGGAGGAGGCGGAAGGGCAAAGCGAUGUCGAAGAAACUAACGAGUCUGAAGACACGUCAAAAAUUGUCGAUAGCAUUCAGAACAAAUCGGACGGCACUGAUCUGAAGAGGAAGUCUGUGGAGAGCAACGAAGACUCAUCCGCGAAAAGAGCAAAGGACGAGCAGAGCACGGCCCGCACCAGUGACGGCGACGCAGCAGCUAGCAUACAACCACCACAACAAAACACCUCUUCUCGCGACUUCACCUUUGAGCGAAAGAUUGUAUCGUACGCCGAAGACUGA